AUGGCACUUUCCUUGUUCAGAAUAUUUCGUUUCCUGCGCUCUAUCUUCACGCCUGCAGCGCUCAUUAUAGGCUUCUCAUGUCUGCUCACUUUCAUCUUCGUGCUCUACCAGCCAACACCCGGACCUGGCAGCAUCCAACGCCUCGGCUGGCAGUCUUGGGACAUCAUUAGCGAUGCUCCUGUGUCUGGUGCGAACUCAGACGUCUCGGAGUCUGGUGGUGCAAGCCAGCCCACCACCGGUGGGCAGCCUGAGGGCGUAGAUUGGUGGAAUGUCACCUCGCCGGACGUAUCUUCGAGCUCCGCAAGUCUUCCUCUGGAUGUGUGGGAUCCAUUAUUGCCGCAUGAUACCGGAUUGACUGAGAUUGCAAUUACCCAGUGCUGGAUCGACCCGUGGUAUGCGCCGUCGGUUGCGGGCUCGAUGUGCUAUCCAGGCUCGACGAAGGAGCAAGAUGCGACGAAGGGAAAGUGGGUGCGCGUCGAGCGCAACUUGAAUUCCCAGUCGGGUCUCAUGAGCCUCAACGUGUACUACCGCCGGACUCGCCGCCACGACCUGCCGGUGGUGACGGAGCUGCGCAUCCUCCCUGACCGUGAGACGCCGUCCCCGUUCGGCGCAGACUGGAAUAAAGUGGCGCAUUCUGUGAACCCUUCGGGUCACAAGCUGUACCUGUGGUACAAGAUGUCGAAGACAUUGGCAGAGAUGAGCGCGGAUGAGCGCCAGAACGAGCUGGUGACAGAGAUCGACGUGCUCUUCGGCGAUGAUCAGCCGUGGUAUGGAUUCGAAAAACUCGACAUGCCCGUGUUGGACCACAAGGCGAUCGUUGGGCGCGAAAGCGUGUGGCUGACGUACCGGAGAGGCGUGAAGCCACCCCCGCGAGCGCCGCCGUUGCACUUUUCUCAUGACGGCCGGUUCAAGAUCAUGCAGAUCGCAGACCUGCACUUCUCUGUCGCUCAGGGGACGUGCAGAGACACCGAUCUCUCACCGUGCAGCGGCUCGGACAACCUGACGUCAUCAUUACUCUCGCGCAUGCUCGACAUUGAGCGGCCGGAUUUUGUAGUUUUCACUGGGGACCAGUUGAACGGACAGGGAACUUCAUGGGACGUGAGAUCCGUACUUGCCAAGUUCUCUCGCAGCGUAGCAGAGCGCGGCAUUCCCUGGGCCGCGGUAUUUGGCAAUCACGAUGACGAAGACGGUGACAGCAGGGAGGCGCAGAUCAAGUACAUGCAGGGCCUGCCGUAUAGCCUUGUCGAGGCGGGUCCCAAGGGCAUCCAUGGUGUCGGGAAUUAUGUGCUCAAAGUGAAGAGUGCUGAUCCUUCUAUGAUGCAUCUUCUCACUUUGUACUUCCUUGACUCCGGAUCCUAUUCCAAAGGGUUUCUCAACUGGUUCGGUUUCUUCGUACCGACUGAAUAUGAUUGGAUUCACCAGGACCAAAUUGAUUGGUUCCUCGAGCAAUCAGCUUCCAUUGACCCGAUUGAGCGACCAUUCACACCCGAUAAUGCCAAGGAUAUGGGCGAUAUUUGGGCGCGGCAAGCAGCAGAUCAAUUAACCCCCGACACGAGGAGACUUGCAAAGCCCAACGCACUUAUGUUCUUCCAUAUCCCACUCGAGGAGAGCUACGCAGCGGCUGACGUGAAUCCCGACACUGGUAUCCCGCUUGAUGUUGGUCUACAUGACUUGGAAGGCAAAGGAUCGGCCAAGAAGCAGGACGGUUUCUUCCACAAGGGUUUGUUACAAGCCAUGGAGAGCGAUCAUCGUGCUGGAGGAAACGCACGCGAAGUCAAGGUCGUCGGGAACGGACAUUGUCAUGUCACUGAGAACUGCAGAAGGGUGCAGGGCGUGUGGUUAUGCUUCGGCGGUGGAGGGUCAUAUUCUGGCUAUGGGCGGAUUGGUUUCGAUCGCCGCGUCCGCAUCUACGACAUCUCCGACUACGGCGAGACCAUCCGUACGUACAAGCGUACCGAGCACAACGAAGUCAUCAACGAAAUAGUGCUCGCUGGGCGUGGUUUGCGGAACGGGCCACUACCCUUUGCACGGAUUUGGUGGAGAGUCCGUGUACAGCACAGACCGUUUUCUUUCACUGCUAACCAAUACGCGGAAGUACAACACACAUCACACAUACCCUCCUUUCGACAGCAGAUUACGCGCACCACCAACACCAGGCUCUUCAGCGAUCGACUCAAAUUCCCUUCAGUUAGAAACCAAGUCCUGUGCUUCAUCUAUGGAUCGAUCUUAGUGUAUUGGAUUGCAGCGAGGGAGACUAAUGUUGAGACCUACGUAUGGUCGACCCGGCUCCAAGACUCUGGCAUGGCGUGGAAGUUCAGGGCGCCGACCAAUGACGAGAUGAGGAGAGCGCGGUAUUAUCAGUUCGGCAAGAGCUUGCAAGCAGGGUUGGCGUCCCUCAACACCAUAGUGAAGGAGUGGCCGCAGACGAUUAAAGGCAUUGUCACUUGGGCAUACGUGCAGGUCGCGCAGCCAAUACUCGACACCUCUGAGGGGAGGCGGGUGUGCUGGGGCAUCGGGGCUGCGAAUACACUCGUAUGGUUGGCAUGGCAGAUGCCCCGGAUGCAGCCCCUCUUGACGAGGAGCUUUGUGCACAACCCGAUGUCCGGGCUGUCGUACACCCUGUUUACUAGCAUCUUCAGUCACAAGAGUAUUAUCCAUCUCUUUAUAAAUUCCAUGGCCCUCUCAGCUUUUGGGGCUGCCGUGAGCCAUUCUCUCGCCAAAAGGCAGACUGAGAAUCCGACAUAUUUGCGGGAAGCAACCGUGAGGUGGCACUUCCUCGCGUUCUUCAUCUCUGCCGGCGUGUUCUCAGGGCUAGUGUCGCACGUCGUCGCCAUGCGCUUCAUAUUUCCGCGUCUCGUCUCCCGUCUGUCUGCGUCUGCAAGCAAUACCGCACCUCCAGGCUCAUUGGCUUCUGCCUCUUCGUUCGCGUCUGCCGCGACAGCCAGGGCCGUGACGUCGGCGUCGACCACGGUCGCCUCAUCGCACGGUGCCUCUGGGGCCAUUUAUGCAACCCUUGCACUAACCGCGUUGGAAUAUCCUGACACAGAAAUUGCGAUGGCUAUACCUCCAACAUUCCCGUUACCAGUAACGUGGGGUGUGGGUGCUCUCGUAGCUGUUGAUAUAUUGGGCGUGCUGCGCGGGUGGAGGAGGUUUAACCAUUGGGCGCACCUGGGCGGUGUAGCUUUUGGAGCGCUGUACCAUGCGUAUGGCCCCCAAACGUGGGAGUAUUGUAGGCUCAUCACGCUUGGCCGCAUGCCGCGCUCGCUGUCGAAGCAGAAGGAGCAAUGA
Molecule: messenger RNA, 3288 nt
Organism: Sparassis crispa
Lineage: Eukaryota; Fungi; Basidiomycota; Agaricomycetes; Polyporales; Sparassidaceae
Product: Metallo-dependent phosphatase
Exons: 17
Coding region: 1-3288 (1095 amino acids)
Cellular component (GO): membrane; cytoplasm
Molecular function (GO): serine-type endopeptidase activity; phosphoprotein phosphatase activity
Source: RefSeq, a predicted model, not a curated record